Osmia bicornis bicornis is the source of this 5725-nucleotide messenger RNA. RefSeq lists its product as uncharacterized. Gene Ontology annotation, cellular component: cell surface. The record is from RefSeq and is a predicted model, not a curated record. Gene Ontology annotation, molecular function: heparin binding. NCBI's taxonomy places the organism in Eukaryota, Metazoa, Arthropoda, Insecta, Hymenoptera, Megachilidae. The transcript is spliced from 16 exons. Bases 52 to 5622 code for a protein of 1856 amino acids.
AAUGUCACGAACAGUAUUUCAGAAAUCUCGAGAUUCCAUACCGAGAUCGAGAUGUCUCCGUCAAUAUCCCGAAUUUUUCUGUUUCUAUUUCUUCGAUUAAUCGUCACGAGGUCUUUGAACGUCGAGGAAUCAUUAAAAACAGCGGAUCAAUUACUCGAGGAUAGUUUAAAACGAUUUCCACGCGAUUCUGUGGAUGUUUCUCCGAUUUGGAUGGAAUACGAAUUUAACAGCGGGGUUGGAAACAGAGAAGAACUAGUCGUGACAGACAUAUCCAUUCAAGAAUUCACGAAUUUACCGAAAGGAGUGAAUUGGCAGUUUUUCGAAAUAAAUGGCACCAGUUACUUGGCUUGCGCCAAAACAUCUAGUCUCUCGUUAUACAAACUGGAUUUGGAUAACGUGAAAGUUAUAAACAAUGUUGAUAUUAACAUCAAGGGAAAUGUAUUGACGUUUAAAAUGAUUCAUUUGAGUUCAUUUAACGUGGUGGCCGUUUUGUGCGUGGAAUCGUCGAAUGGCACCUCGUUGCAAUGGUACAGACUCGUUGACGAAGAUUCUUUUCAAUUCUUCUGGUCCUGGCCGGUACAAAAACAGGUACAAGAUAUGGAGUUCGUUCAACAGGGAGAUGAAAAUAAAUUGUUGCUUCUGGAUGCUGAGGAAGUACUUUUCGGGCAAGAAUAUUCGUCUGUCGAUGUCUAUGGCUUCAGCAUCGAUUUUCCCAACUAUGAUUUCAACUUUUGGCUCUAUCAAAGUACUUUAGUACCAAAAGCAUUCGACAUUCAAGUGUGCUCCAUUUACGAAAGUAUUUCCCUUGCUCUUCGAGGAGUAAACGACGUCCGUCUGUACGAAUACAAGGCCACCACAGUAGAAAGUAUCUUUCAGGGGUUGCAAACAAUAAAAUCUCACGAUUUGAGUAACUUCGUUUGCUUCGACAGUGGGUACCUUCAAUUCUUGGCGAUAUCCGGACCUGAAGCCGGACUUUUCAAUUGGGUCGAGGGUGAAUUCCGAUAUAACACCGAUUCUGAGUCUAACUUCGAUAUUUCAGAAAUUUCUUGGGUUAGAGAUAUAAGAUUGAAUACGUACAGGGAUGAAGCAUUGUUGCUGCUUCAAUUACAGAAUAAAACAACGAUAGCUUUAGCCUGGCAAGGUUUGAGCUUCGAAAGAAUACAAUUACCUAGCAAUAUCCUCGAUCAAUUCGAUCUGUCGACGAUUACUCCUGUUCCAAAAUUUGGAUUUUUCGUGGGAGAUCAGUUUGUGAGGUUUCAUGCCGAAUUGAAGGAAUUGAAGCAUCCUGUUCAGUAUACUACAGAAAAAUUACUUAUCUUGCAACGUUUACUCAACGAUACGUUGUACCAUCAAGAGAAGAUCCUGGACGAAACAGAGGCUCGUAUAGAGAAAAGUUACUUGAAAAAUCCAGUUACUGGAUUUUGGAAUCUCAGUUCAGUAAACGCGACUGAUGCAAAUAUAAGCGACGAUGUAAAAUUUCAUUCAGUCACCAUAGGCUCUAAAAAUUUAACAAGGGAGGAACUGGAUUUCAAUGUCAAUGCAUAUGCUGAAGAACUGAAAAAUUUAGAAGAAAACUUGAACGAAAUUGAUUCGAAUAUAAUGAAUGCUGCAGGUUUAAAUUCAAAGGAGCUUCGUUUCGAUUCAGACGUUGAACUGUUUGGAAAUAUUAACAUCACUGGUAGUUUGAAUGUCGAUGAUUUAUCUGUACAAUUUAUCAAUGAUAUCAACGUGAUGGAUAACUUUGAACCUUAUAAUGAAAAUAAGAUCUUCUCUUCAAUCGAAGCUGACAAUCUGACCAUUCGUUCAUUGAAUGGCAUUCCUAUCGAUAAACUCCGUUUCUCUGAUUCCACCUACAACUUCCAUAACGUAAAUUUCUCUAAAAUAAAUAGAGUACACAUAGAUGGUCAUCUUUUCUUCAGCACAAUUAACGGCGUCGAUUGGGAAACGUUGAUGAAGAAUAUUGUAUGGAUUAAUCAACCAGCUUUCAUCCCUGGAAAUACUGUCAUCGAAGGGACACUGACAGCCGAUUCUUUGGACUUGGAUAUCGUGAACGGUCUUUUAUAUCCUGAUGAUUAUGUUUUAAUCGAUGGCGAUAGUUCAGUGAAUGUAACUGGUAUCAAAUCAUUCGAUAAAUUAAUGUUACCUCGUCUGCAGGAGGUGAAUACCUUGAACGGCAUCGAUUUCCAAGAUUUCAUCUUUCUGAACAGGGAUAACGUUCUGAAGAAGGAAAUUACCUUCGAGAACUUGUCGGUGGAUGGACAGUUACAGAUAGAUGGCGAAGUAAGCGGAUUCGAGGGGAAAGGUAUUAAAUUAUUAAACGAAACAUCUGAAACUUUCACCGAUGUUACUUUCUUAAAUUUGAACGUUUUGGGUAACGUCACUUUUGAGACAUUAUUUAUGAACAAACGCUCGCUUAAUUUUGGAGAUUUGUUGUUGAGAACUGAACAGAAUGUUGAAAUUACUGGAACUAAGAUGUUUCUGGGUGAUGUUCAUAUGAAGGCCAAUGUGACCAUCACAAGUGGAAUGGUCAAUGGACAUUUGUUAAAUGAGUUUGUGACUUUGGACACUGAACAAGAAUUGCCAAAUUUGGUAAGAAUAUUACCAAACGUCACGUUUGGAAAUGUAACAUUUGGAGCACUGAAGAAAUUAGAAACUCUUUUCAAAGAAAACUCAAAUGCUUCUAAUAACUGUCUGGAUAAAAUCAUUGUAUUCAAAUCACCAAUAACAGUAGACGAAUUGUCCUUUGAUAAACUGAACAACGAAAUUUCGUACGAAGAUUUCCAGGGAAAACUGAACGAAACUUUCCAAAACAUUCUCUUGGAGAAUUUAACAGCGGACAGAUUAUUUGCGGAUUAUAUUACACCUACUUUCAUAAAUGGCAUCGACUUUGCAAAUUUUACCAAAAGUUUGUUUUCUCCAAAGAUUGUGAACGAAUACGAGGUUGAUCGUUUAGAAACAGAUCAUUUGAACGCGACGUUCAUCAAUGGAAUGUCUCUCGAUGAGAUUAAUGAAUUGAAUGAUCGAUUAACCAUGAUAUUCACAGAAAUUUUCAGUGGAAACGUAGCUUUGGAGUCUCUUCAAGUAACAGGAAACAUCGAGGCGAAUUCAAUAAAUGGAAAAGCUUUGGAAGAUUUAUACAAUGAAUAUCAGACAGGGAAAAUGAUUUUUGAGGAAGAUGUUUCCAUUCGAAAUUUGACGAUUCUUGGACUGAUGAAUGGUUUAAAUUUUUCUGAAUUAGUCUCUGAUACUGUAUUAAAAACUGACACAAAUAUCGUCAUCGAUGGACAUAAAACGUUUGAUGUUGUUAAUUGUGUUCAACUGGAAGCAGCUUCGUUAAAUGGACGUCCCGUGGAAAAUUUGUUCGAUCCUGUCAAGGAACAGACGUUAACAGGCCCUGUAAUUAUAGAUGGUUCUAUCACCGUGCUUAACGAGUUCAAUGCAAUUGGAAGGAUUAAUAAUUUAUCGUUCCAUGAUCUGAUGGAUAGAUUUAAAUCCUUGGGCAAUGAUACCUUUGAACUUCACGGAAAUGUUUAUUUUAACAACAACGUCACCAUAGAACAAUUACAAACUAAUGGAUCUAUUCAAGGAGAAAAUUUCGACAGCUUUUUAAACACAGUGGUUUUCAAAAAUGAGGACAAUGUUAUUAUAUCUGGAAGAAAAGUGUUUGAAAAUUCUGUUACUUUUAAUCGAGGUUUUAUUGUUCAUGAUCAAUUGAAUGAUAUAGACUUGAAGAGGUUUCAGGAGAAGGCUGUGUUCAUCGACAAACCAUUUUCAAUUAAAUCCAAGAUUAUUUUCACUGAUGGAAUCAAAGUGGAAAAUGAUAUUGCUGUUAAAACGAACUUUGAACCGAAAUCUAUUAUGGGAGUCAAUAUUGAAGACUUACGACUUAAUGUUCUGUAUUUAAAUAGACCAACCUAUAUAACAGAUCCCAUUACAGUCACUGAUGUGAAUUUUCUAUCAGACAUCGUAGUGGAGAAGUUCAAUAACAUAGACAUGAAUCUAUUGAUUCCAUUGAAUACCGAGCAAACUAUACCUACAGAAACUUUGAUGUGUCAAACAGUCAAUGUAGAGGAAAUUGAUAUUUUAGGAAUGAUUAAUGGCCAGGAUUUGAAGGAGAUUCAACGCACCACAUUUAUGGUAAAUGGAAAUCAGAAUAUAACAGGGCACUUUAAUUUCCAUGGUCACGUUCACAUGCAACACGAUUUUAAUGCCCAUCUCGUCAAUGGCAUCGAUCCAGCCAAAAUGAUCUCUUUGAAAUCAAACAGCAAAAUAAUAGGAAACUUUACAUUCGAAGAGCCAAUAUAUUUGAACAAGAGCCUUCGAGUACUAGGAUACUUGAACGACAUAGACCCAGUACGAUGGGAGGCAAUGGCAGUCACCACGAACAGUUCUCAGCAACAGAUAGUUUCCGGUACCUGGACAGUACACGGAAACGUCUACUUCGAGAAAGGAGCAUUUGGAAGUGACAUUUUAAACGGCACUGAUAUUACAAAAAUCUCGAAUACUUUGGCAGAGAAGCAUUUAGAAAUGGAUGCUGUAUUGGCAGAGAAAAAUGAAAAUUUGAAAAGUGUCUGUGAAGAUUUGAGGCACCUAAAACACUAUGCAGAGAAACAGAUUUACCAGUUCAAAACGUUCGAUUAUCUGCAGAUCAUCGAAUUCGAUAGCAACAUCGUCAGCGUUCAUUAUUUCGAAUUGGAUCAUCUUGAUUACAUGAUGUUGAGUUUCAACACGUGUCACAUGCACACGUAUAUAUUUACAGGGACGAAAUUCGAGUUGGUGGCGAAAGUGGAGGAUUUUGGGGUGGUGGAACGUUGGUCCACCUUCAGGUACAACGAGAUCUUGCAUUUUCUCACUUCAGGCUCGAAUUCGUGCGGGAGAAGUCCUGUUAAUCUGUGGAAACUGGAGAAUGGUGAAUUUACUCACGUAUUGGAUCUUGGUCACAAUGUGGACAGCAGAAAGAUAAAUGAGGACAUCUUCUUAAUGUUGGUUAAUAGAAAUGAACAAAUGAGAUCCUCGAAAGAAACGAAUGAGAUUUUAGAAAAGUCUCUCUCGUCUCUGGCAGACGACCAGGUGAAAAUCGUUUUAGAAGAUCAGAUGCUGUUGUCUAGUAAACCUGAGAUCUACGAAUACAACGUUGCUCGUUUCGCUAAUAAUAGUCUUCAGAAGAGUGUUAAGAGAGCAGAAGUUUUGAAUUUCAAAGCUGGAGCACUCGAGAAGAAGAUGUUCCUAUAUUAUGAUGAAGAAAUUAGCGAUGAUCGUGUAUUUAUUUGUAAAAAUGGUGAAACACGAAAGAAGAUCGUGCAAACCAUAAAGGCCCAUCGACCAACGUCUUUUACCAUACUCAAUUUCGAAGGAUCAAUCGAAACACUAUUAAUUUUCAUAGAAAAUAGAAUGCUUCUUCAAAUUUAUGAAUACAGAGGUAUCCAAGGGUUCCUGUAUAAAGACAGCAUAAAAAUGGACGUUGACAAAUUAUUCAGCUUUAAAAUCAGAAAAUAUGCCAAUCUAGCGAAACGACACUGUCUUGCCUUGAUUCAUGAUAAUCGUUUAACAAUUCUAGAAGCUGAAAUGUAUGGAGAGAAAUUAGACAUGGAAGAAUUCUCCUGUUUAGAUAAGUAUCAAUGAAACUGCAGAAAAUUGUUCAUUAAUUACUCUGUUAUUCGUAGGUAAUUAAUUAUUGUACAUAUUUAAAUUUAUAAUCAAUUAAAUGUAUCGAAUGUAUGCUUAA